Molecule: messenger RNA, 921 nt
Organism: Tricharina praecox
Lineage: Eukaryota; Fungi; Ascomycota; Pezizomycetes; Pezizales; Pyronemataceae
Exons: 1
Coding region: 277-516 (79 amino acids)
Source: RefSeq, a predicted model, not a curated record
CCCUCGCGCACGGCUAACACACAAGACAGGAACUAAACGCAGUCCUCCAAACCGUCCCCGCGGUGAACACUACAGUGUGUAUAAUACCUGGAACAGAGCACAAGGACACACGACUGCGCGGCGACGACGCGAUCUGGGCGUUCGUUAAGGGCCAGGAUGCGGAGCUGCGGAGUGCGAUCGAUGGAAUCGUGAAGGGUGGUGUUGUGAAGGUGGAUAACGCAGUGGGAACGGAUUGAGUCCAUUGGGCACAAAUCGGUGGGGGCGUGGGGGCGGGGGAUGGCGUUCCGGCUGGUACUUUGCUUUUUCUUUUCUUCUUUUCUUCUCUUUAGAUGCGUGGAGUUGGGGGGUGCAGUUACCUACUUAGAGCGCUACAAGUUCGUAAUGUGUAUGUUUGUAAUAUGUUCGCAGAACUGUGGCAGGUGCACGCUGCAUCGAGAUUUUGCGGUUGCGGUCACUCAAGACUCAUAUUUUCUGCGCACCGUGAGGUCUGCCGCUAUGCGCACACAACCCGAGUGACUGGGCGGAGGGCGUAGUGGCCCAUCAGGCCGAAGCGAGUCGGCCGUGCACUCGUCCACGCAUUACCCAUUAUCCCCGCCGCGCAUCGAAGCGGCACAGGCACAGGGCACACGCACAGGCUUCACCUCUGCAAGCGCAAUCGCGCAAUCGCGUGGAACCCAAGGUAUCUGCCGUAACGUCGUUCUACUUCGAGUUAGGAAUUACUCGAGCGGCUAUGGCGACUGUGCUUUGGGCGCCGGGUGCUGGGCGCUGGGUCCACUGUAUGCAUACUUGACGCGGUGGUGGCUGCAAGGCUCAAUGGUAAACUGGAAGUUUUAGUCAGCGGGCAGUGGGCACGGCGGUAAACUACGUGGAGGCGGGCAUGGUAUCGGGCGGUAGCGGGCGGCGGCGACGGGGGCGACGGGG